Molecule: messenger RNA, 1302 nt
Organism: Hydatigera taeniaeformis
Lineage: Eukaryota; Metazoa; Platyhelminthes; Cestoda; Cyclophyllidea; Taeniidae
Source: the annotation of a GenBank genome assembly
AUGUCAAUCCAAAAGAUCCAUGCUCGUCAAAUCUUUGAUAGUCGUGGAAAUCCUACCGUUGAGGUGGAUUUGACCACUGCUAAGGGAAUGUUUCGUGCGGCCGUUCCUUCUGGUGCCUCCACUGGUGUUCACGAGGCAGUUGAACUCCGCGACGGUGACAAAACCGCUUACAUGGGGAAGGGUGUUCUCCAUGCUGUCAAGAACGUUAAUGAAAUUAUUGCUCCUGCUCUAUUAAAGGAGAAAUUUAGUGUUACCGACCAGGAAAAAAUCGACGAGUUCAUGAUCAAGUUGGACGGCUCGUCUAACAAAGGCAAGCUAGGAGCUAAUGCCAUCUUGGGUGUUUCUUUGGCUGUCUGCAAGGCCGGAGCUGCUGAAAAAGGUGUUCCUCUCUAUCGUCACGUUGCUGAUUUGGCUGGUAACAAGGACGUCGUUCUCCCUGUGCCGUCAUUUAACGUGCUUAAUGGUGGAAGCCAUGCUGGGAACAAGUUGGCUAUGCAAGAGUUCAUGAUCUUGCCCACUGGUGCGAAAAAUUUCACAGAGGCAAUGAAGAUGGGCACUGAAGUCUACCACCAUCUCAAGUCCGUCAUCAAGAGUAAGUACGGUCUGGAUGCCUGCAACGUUGGUGACGAGGGUGGUUUCGCUCCCAACAUCCAGGACAAUAUGGAGGGUCUUGAGCUUCUCAAAACUGCCAUUGACAAUGCUGGGUAUACCGGCAAAGUCAAGAUCGGCAUGGAUGUGGCUGCUUCUGAAUUCUACCAGAACGGCAAGUAUAAUUUGGACUUCAAGAACCCCAAUGCAGCUGCUUCCUCCAUCGUCCCUGGGUCGAAGCUGGCUGAGAUUUACAUGCAGAUGCUCUCCAAAUACCCAAUUGUUUCGAUCGAGGAUCCCUUCGAUCAGGAUGACUGGGCCGCCUGGACUGAAUUCAAUGCCAAGGCUGGGAUUCAGAUUGUUGGAGACGAUUUGACUGUGACAAAUCCCGAACGUGUGCAGCAAGCUAUUGACAAGAAGGCUUGCAACGCUCUCCUGUUGAAGGUGAAUCAAAUAGGGUCGGUGACAGAGUCUAUCAGAGCUUGUAAAAUGUCGCGAGCUGCCGGGUGGGGUGUAAUGGUGUCGCACCGCUCGGGUGAGACGGAAGACCCUACAAUCGCUGACAUUGUUGUUGGUCUCCGCACUGGACAGAUCAAGACUGGUGCACCAUGCCGCUCAGAGCGUCUGGCCAAGUACAACCAGUUGUUGCGCAUUGAAGAGGAACUUGGCUCCAAGGCCGUCUACGCUGGCGAGCACUUCCGCAAUCCUUUGUAA